Molecule: messenger RNA, 4947 nt
Organism: Aspergillus terreus NIH2624
Lineage: Eukaryota; Fungi; Ascomycota; Eurotiomycetes; Eurotiales; Aspergillaceae
Product: mitotic regulator LTE1
Exons: 3
Coding region: 1-4947 (1648 amino acids)
Biological process (GO): positive regulation of GTPase activity; Ras protein signal transduction
Cellular component (GO): plasma membrane
Molecular function (GO): guanyl-nucleotide exchange factor activity
Source: RefSeq, a predicted model, not a curated record
AUGAACCCCCGCUCCGCCCCAGAGAAACUUCCCCCGAAAUCGUAUCGCACGCAGACCGCACAUUUUCCCACAACAGUCGCGCGGGACGCCCAUGCGAACACCCCGGCCGCUCCCGAUCCUCAAUAUGUGACGUCGAUGCUACGACGCGCCCACACGGUGGCACAAGGGAAGAACAUGGGUGAAAGGGCCGGUAGUGGAGAGAAAACGGCAAGGGAACGGAUGGUUACCUCGCUGCUGCGGGUGAAGAGUAGCCAUGAGGCCCUGCGGAAGCGCUCGCUCAAGCGAUUCGACGUUCUACCGUCCACCCGCGAUGCGCUUGCGGCUGCACGGGAACCAAACCAUUUCACAGUUGGCAACGUAGGCCAAAACGGAAAGAUUUUCCUCAGACCGAUUCGAAAUCUGUCUCUCAAGGCACCGCGCGUGCCACCCGCUCCCUCGUUCACGGACCAAUCGAAAGACCGGCACCUUCACCCGCAUAGACAUGGCGGCCAUCCUGGGAACGAGCCUUCGCGAUGGUCGAACUCGCAGCUAUCGGAGCUGCGUCCAGAUCUCAUACCGGAAGAAACCUGCGAAGACAGCGACUCGGUCAUUGCGGAAUCGACACGCUCUGGGUACCAUGGCUCUCGUCGCAUGCUUCAAAGGGCCCAUUCGUUUUCCACAAUCUCAGAGCAGCGCUCAGCCUCACGCGCAGGGCACCACGGCGAAUACCGAAUUCUCAUAGAUCGAACGGCCGACAGACCCAAAUCCGCAGGGUCUUCACACCCGGCCUUGGACGUCCAUAUCUCCAGUCACCGACUAGGCUUGCCGCUAUUAAACCACGAGGGCAGCACAUUUCUCCACAGCUCUAUCUACUCGAGAACGUCGCAGUCCGACAACUUUAGAGCCUCGCCACUUUUCCGAGAGGACUGGAACAAUAGCCCAAUACCUGAUUCCUUGAUCAUCAACACGGAUCGGCCUUCCUUCUCUCCAACGGGAUUCCCCACGACCAGCGCCGUCGAAUUGGCCCAAGGGUCUGGCGUCGGUAGCAAGCCAGAGCUGUAUGAAUUGAAGGAGCCAAUCCGGCCGGCGGUCUUCGACAAUCUAAUGUCGGAGAUGGACAGUAGCGCAGUCGUCCGUUAUACUCUCGGCACCCAGGAAAUCAGCGCCGCCACGCCUGCGCGGAUUGUCGCGCAGAUAUCUUCUGAAUCGUUCAUGGAUUACGAACUCGUGUCCGACUUUUUCCUUACCUUCCGUUCCUAUCUCUCCAUUUCCAACCUUCUUGCACUCUUGCUGGCUCGACUACAAUGGGCAAUCAAUCGUCUGCAGGACGACGGGAGAAUCAUUCGCAUUCGUACGUUUGCGGCCCUCCGACACUGGAUCCUGAACUAUUUUGUCGAUGAUUUCAUCCCCAACUAUGAUAUUCGGGUCCGUUUCUGUGACACGAUAAAUAACAUGUACAACGCUGUCAAAGCUCGGGAAGAAGGCGGCACGAGCGACUUGAAAAUUCUCAUUGACCUCAAGCGGUGCUGGCUUGGGAAGUGCUCGACUUACUGGACCGUGCCAGACCAACAUAUUGCGUAUCAGAAUCCAGACCACCCUAUUAUUCCUGGGGGAGAUGACACCACAGACGCGAGCAUUGGUGAACCCCCGAACAUCACUCGGACGGCAAGUGCCGGCCAGAAUAUCAACGUCGAAAUUGCUGAACGCCAGCAAACCGCUCAUCAUGACCGUAAUCAUUCUUCGGCGACGGCCAAGAGCGUGCCUAUAUCGGCAGAGAGUGACAACAGUAUACAGCCGAUUUCUUGCUCACUUCCGCCCAAAUCUCCCAAACGCCUCUCCGUGCCCUUUCACCAAAAAGCUCCUCAUAUCGUACCUCUCAUGACUUCCAAGCUGCCCCCUUCACAAGACCUGCCUUCUCUGUCGCCGGCUAUCUCCAGACGCCAUCCUUUUCAUACCCAUGCACAUAAACGGAGUGGCAGUUUCUCUGACUCUGUACGAGAUGACCGGGCUCCGCUAUCGCUAUUGAAACUCGACAAUCAGGCCUCGGUGCAAGAAGAGAUCAACCUAGGCGGCCUGAUUCGUGGUGAGCUCUAUCCUCCCGCAGAAUCGUAUAUGACAAUGAUGGCGCCUCCGUCCCCACCGUUGCCCUCCGCCACCAGUUCGCCCACCUCUGAUCGUCGAAGCAACUCAGAUGGCUUUUCUAAACCAGGCAGUUCGGGUUCAGGCGUAAAGAAGACGAUAAUUGGAUCAAUCCGACGAGCGCUGCAUAGCAGACAUGGGGGCUCCAGUACAUCUCCACGCAGCACAACUGUAUCAGGCGCUCCGCAAAUUCGAGGGAAGACAUCGGCCUUGCCCAGCAACGUCGCGUUUGGAUCAGACUUCUACCGGGACAGAAAAGCAGCGGCCACGACAAAGCGACCUGCUAGGAUUGAUGUCCUCUGUGAUACGGUUUUGCAGCAAUAUCGCCAUGUCGUUGGGGAUCCUCCAGAUGACAGCCCUGUUGACGGACUUCCUACCCCCCGAGUAGCAGCUCAGCAAGGGUUCUGCCGCGAUACAGAUGAGCGGGGAUAUCCAACUCAUGACCAGUCCAGGAUUCGGAGCCAACUGACCGCGGGAAGCGAAUCAAUUGUUAUCGUCGACGAUACUGGCCUUCGGGAUCCCCUUAUGUCGGGAGCCGUUGCCAUGCAUUCCCCAACUACUCCGAGGGCUACCUUCUUUCGCUCCCCGUCUCAGCGAUCCACCCUAGCCGGCGACGAGUAUUCGCUUCCCAUAUUCUACGACGACGCUGGUUCAAGAUCCUCCAGGCGAAUCUCUCAAUUACUGCGACCACCGGGGCUGUGGACGUCUCGCAGGUCCAUAUCUGUCGAACGCGGACCUGCAUCUUGGAAACGAACUUCACCGUCCCUUCGUCUUCGCAAGUACGCAUCCUUUCAGAGUGGAAUAUCUCGGCAGCGCCUAGAAAUUGGGGACGAGCCAGGUCCCCUCCCCGAAGAUGGGAGCCCACAGGACUCGGACAAACCGGCGGGGCCCAUCCUUCGGAGACGUCCUGGCGGUGAUUUACGGCAAAUGCGAGAGGGACUUGGGGUCGAGUCACCUUCAGAUUCCGGCUCAUUCAUCUCGAAUUACCGCAGUUCCGUUCCAGAGAGCACUCUCUCCCGCCAAAGAGAUCCCAGCUCCAGGCCGCAGACUAGUUUGGUUCCGCCGAAUCCUCGGUUUUCGCUCAUCCAGACCCAUUCAUCUCAAAACUUGCGACGAUCGUUCGAGGCGGCGAUUGCGCAAUUCGCUCAAAUACCCGAUGACGAUGAUGGCGGUAUUGAGUCGGCUCUGUUGAAACUCGAGGGAAAGUGGAAAGGCGCGUCCGGUGGGUCGGAGCAGCCUCAGUCAAGCUCUCAGGCGCGCGGUGCUCGCGAACAGGAAAUGUUCUAUCGGGGCAGUCAUCUUGCGGAGAGUACUUCGGAUCCAAGCUCGCAUAGACGGCAAACACUUGGGGAUAAUCUCACGUACUCCCAGGUACGCGGGCGUAUCAUUCCACACCGGCCCUAUUCAGCUUCUGUUGCAGAGACAGAAGACUCGUAUAGUUCUAUUCCGCUCCUGGAGCGAGGCUUGAGCGACGAAUCCAUGAAGAAGCCCCGGAUGAGCUGGGGUAAUCCCCCGCAAGACUCUGCUCCUCAAGUGCAGGUACGUGAGCUUUCGGAGCGAGACAUGUCAGACGUUGGAUCGUCGCAUCCUUCCAUCGAUGUGGUCAGGGAAACCGAGAGCAUGAAGCGCAUUCCCCGAGGGUCAACUCUUCCCAAUCGACUCCGGCCAUCCAACCAUCGGACCAGUCGUCUAUCUGGUCUCUCGUCCGAACUGUCGGUCGACUUUAUUGAUACCCGGGAGGCUCUAGACCAACGGCUGUCGAUGGAUACUCGAAGUCUAAGCGACUCAUCGCUCGGAAUCCCGCCCCAUCCUCUUGCACACCCUCCCUCUCCUCCAAUGACUGUUCAGAACACCCGGUCCGUGGCUUCGUGCGCAUCGCCCUUGAACCCUGUACUGUACCACUCUCGGCCGUUAACACCAGAUCCUUCUCCAAGACGCAGAGACGCGGAACAAGGAAACAAUGCUCGGAGAAUCGACGUGCAAAAUGUCUCUGGAGACAUUCUUUCGCGGUCUGAAACGGACCGCCACAACCAAGACUCGAAGAAGGCUUAUGGGCCAGAUCAUGUUCCCUUUGUUCUCUCUUGUGAAUCGCAGACUCUCGCGCAGCAGUUGACUCUGGUGGAAAUGGCCGCCCUGAGCGAAGUGGAUUGGCGGGACUUGGUCGACAUGAGGUGGAACAACGGGUCCCCCUCGGCGCUCAACUGGGUGCAAUUCCUUAUGGAGGAAGAACGUCGCGGCAUCGACCUGGUGGUGGGGCGGUUCAAUCUCAUGGUCAAAUGGGUGUUGUCGGAGAUCAUCCUCACGCAAGAUAUCUAUGAACGCGCCCGGACCGUGACCAAGUUCAUCCAUACUGCGGCCCAUGCAAGGCGGAUGUGCAACUACGCGACCAUGCUGCAGAUCGCUAUUGCGCUGUCUUCGACCGACUGUUCUCGACUGCAAAAGACGUGGGCUCUGGUGUCUCCUGACGACAGGCGCCUGCUCAAGGACAUGGAGCUGCUCAUCCAGCCGGUGCGCAACUUCCACGACCUUCGUGUCGAGAUGGAGACGGCGAGUGUCCAGGAGGGAUGCAUCCCUUUCGUUGGCCUCUAUGUCCAUGAUCUGACAUACAACGCCCAAAAGCCGGCCCAGGUGGCUGGCCGUAAUGGAGAGCCGCUGGUCAAUUUUGAACGGUACCGCACCGCGGCCAAGAUCGUCAAAAGCCUUCUUCGGUUGAUCGACGCGAGUACUAAGUACCGCUUCGAGCCGGUGCAGGGCAUCAUAGAGCGAUGCCUCUGGAUUGCGUCGCUGCCGGAAGACCAGAUCCAGACGCGCAGUCGACUCCUUGACUGA